Helicoverpa zea (corn earworm) is the source of this 4550-nucleotide messenger RNA. RefSeq names its product intraflagellar transport protein 140 homolog (gene rempA). Gene Ontology annotation, biological process: intraciliary retrograde transport. Gene Ontology annotation, molecular function: protein binding. The transcript has 11 exons. Lineage: Eukaryota; Metazoa; Arthropoda; Insecta; Lepidoptera; Noctuidae. The coding region runs from base 155 to 4243 and encodes 1362 amino acids. The record is from RefSeq and is a predicted model, not a curated record. Gene Ontology annotation, cellular component: axoneme; ciliary basal body; intraciliary transport particle A.
CGUCAACAUUAACCGAAACCAAAACAAUUGGAAUUGAAAAAUGUUUCUGAAUUUAUGUAAAGGGAUAUGCUACACAUAAUAUUUAACUAUUGACUGUUUAUCAGUAGUUUAAUCUAUUGAAUUACUAAAUGAUUCACAUUUCGCCGCAUUCGACAUGACUUUGUAUAUUGAUACAAAACUAAGCUUUACUGAUGGUAAUGUUGUAUCGACUGUUGGGACAUGGCACCCUUCUUUACCUCUUCUGGCUGUAGGCUCGUAUAAUCAAGAAAAAGGUGGAUUUGUCACUAUAUUUCAAGAAAAUGGAUUUCCGUUAGAAGGCUGUGAUUGGCCUAUAUUGUUGUCAAAUCAAGUAACUGCUCUUGCAUGGCAUCCUAUAAGACGGCUCCUAGUGGUUGGAUGGGAUGGAGGUGAACUUUAUAUUUGGUUGGAAUACUCUUGGGCUCGCUUAGAGGCACCCCACAAUGCUGCAUUAACAACAGUGGCGUUCAGCUUGGGAGGAGGCAGGCUCUUAGCUUCAGAUGCUGCAGGUUCACUGUCUGGCUGGCAGUCUAGUACGGGAGCUCCACUUACUUCAUUUCAUCACCAACUUGGAGAUGUUAUUACCCAUAUAACAUUCUGUACUCCUCUACCUAGCUCAGAAACAUCUAUCAGAGGACUAGCCCGUGCUGCGGUAGCUGGUGAUGAGAAUGCUUUAGAUGCUCUAGCUGCUUGGCGGCCCAGAACAACUGCACGAAUGAGGGAAGGUGCCCAACCAGACAACCAUUCCUGCUAUGCAGCUCAAGAUAAUGGAGUCAUACUGUACAUAGACCACAAUGGUGCUUGUUCUGAGGUACUAAAUGCUCCUGGUAACAUCAUAUUCAUGGGAAUAAUAAGCAAUAUCUACCUUUUAGUAGCUUGGGAGUCUGGAGGAGCUCUUAGUUUAACUAGAUUUAUAAUGUCUGAUGAUGGCUCUUUAAUGACUGACACUCACGUCAGAAUGGCUGCAAGAAAUGGCCAGUGCAUAGUACUUGCAGGAAACUUCUAUGUAGCAGUUAUAACAGGAGAUAAUUUGAUAAGGGUUUGGGACAGUGACACAGGUGAUAAUGAUGUAUUACCAAAUGAGAAGGAAGAAAUUGUUGCAGGUGAUAUAUUCACAAGUAUUAGUUACAGCAAUUUAAGUGAUACUCUUUGCUGUGGAACUUCUCAAGGUAAUCUGUAUCUUUGGAGAAGAGACCAUAGGAAUAAUUGGAAACUUAUUAGUAGCACUUCAGUCAAAGGGACAGUCAAGGAAGUUAGCUGGGGAUCUGAGGGUCUGAUGAACCCACUGCUGCAUGUAAACUGCAUAACAAGUGCAUUUGUUCUCCGUGAACAGCCAGUCUGUUGGGGAUAUUCACCUAACAUACACAUGGUUCAAAAGUCUGCAAAUGAAAUUGCUCUCACAAGCAAAAGCAAUGUGACAUCCAUGAUCAAUACUUCAAUCACCAUCAGAGCCUUUGCAUUUAAUGACCAAUAUAUUGCAUUGGGUGAUGGUAAAGAAGUUCAGAUUUGGAUGUGCAGCAAAGACAAUGAUGUGAAAUUCUCUCUAAUACGAACUUUCGCAUGGAAGACUGAUGUUUUGAUAAUUUAUAAUGAUGUCUUAGUUGGUGUAGUAAAUCCUCAUAUAGAGUGCUACUCCAUAUCUGGUACCAGCCUCGGAAUAUUGCCAAGCACUGAAGGCGAAGGUGAGCCUAUCGGCGUCACAAAUACUAGCAAAUUCAUUGUUAUAGCAACAAUGGAUGGCACACUCAAACUAGCUGAAAUCACAAAGAAAGGCCUGAGAAUGCCAUAUCCUCCAAAGAAUUGUUAUCAAAUGAUUGAAGAUUUUGGUGAAGUCAUGAGAGCAUCAGUAAAUUGUACUGGACGCUACAUCUCGCUUAGUGUCGCUAAUUCUGGCUUAGCCCCCGAUCCAAGGCUGUAUCUAUGGGAUGUAGCAAAUGACGUCAUCACACAUACGCUCAUCUCUGAGAACGCAACCCCUCCAUAUCAAAGUGUUCCUAUAGCAAUAAUAUGGGACUGUAAUGAUCCUAGAAUUGUAGCAGUACACAUGAGAUCAGCAGAUCUGGAUCGAGUACAUCUAUUCCUCUGCCAUGAGGGAAGCUUAUAUGAAUAUAAAAAUUGGUGUUCAAGUUCUGAGGAUUAUUACAUGACUGACUUUAUGUUGUGUUCUCUACAUACGCCUUACAUUGUAAUUUUAGCACAGCAAAAUAUCAAAAAGAUAUUAAUACAUGAAUUCGAGGACAUCGCCGACCAUGACGCUGCUAAUGUUAGACAAGUAUUGGACUUUCUUUACUACAUGACUACUGGGUACUUGGAAAAGGCAGUAGUUGUAGGAACAACGCUGGCUGGUGGGAAAAACUCUGUUAUCUGGGACAGUUUAGCAAAAGUUUGCGUCGCCCGAAAGCGACCUGAUGUUGGCGCAGUAUGUUUAGGAAAGAUGGGCAACAUAAAAGGCGCUUUGAUGAUGCGGAAAGUUAUGAGCGACAAUAAUAUGGACGACACUUGCAAGGUCGCUGUAUUAGCUGUCAACUUGGGUAUGAUCGAAGAAGCUGAAAACUUGUUCCGCGAGGCACAAAGACCAGAUUUAAUCACACGUUUAAUAUCAGCAAAGGAGGGUGGUCUCAACGAAAUUACUAAUGGGAGUCAUGAAGGAGAAAACAUUUUGCUUGUAAAGAGCGCGCAGCAUAAGCUGGCUAAAGUUUUAUGGUCGAAUGGAGAAACUGGUGCUGCCUUGAAACUAUUUGAAAGUGCUGGUACGUUAGUGCCUCACGUACCCAGAAUGCUCGUGGCACAGGGGCAAUCACCUGUUUUGGCGCAGUAUGUGUCUAAUUCAAGUGACCCCAGUCUAAUAACAUGGUGGGGACAUUAUUUAGAAAGUAUUGGGGAUUUGGAUGGAGCCUUGGAAGCAUAUGCACGGGCUAACGAUUUUGGCGAACAAACGAGACUGUUGUGUCAUAUGGAUAGAACAGACGAGGCUGAAAAGCUUUGUCAAAAGAAUCGAUCGUCUUUAUAUCAAAUGGCUCGCUAUUUAGAAAUGCAGCCAGAUAAGACGGAAACUGCAGUGAAGAUGUACAUAAAAUGUGGCGCGGUAUCGUCAGCCAUUCGCGUGGCCGCCGAAGCGAGCGCGUGGCACCUGGUGUGGCGCGCCGGCUCCGCGUCUGCCACGCAUGCCUUACAUGCCGCCUCUAUACUAGAGAACGCUGGACAGACGGAACAAGCCAUAGCUCUCUACCAGAAAGCAGGUAAGGUCCACAUGGCAUUAAAACUGGCAGUAAGCAGUGGAGACACGAACGCAAUGAUAGCGGCCGUGGAAGCUCUCGGGGACAAAGUAGACCCGGAGUUAGCGAAUACCUUGGCAGCACAUCUGAGGCAGGCCAACCAGCACUCACAUGCCGCGGCGCUGUUAGCUACGGCUGGAAAGUACGAAGAAGCUCUAGAGAUAGUGGAGCAAAUACCCACGCCAUUAACUGAGGAACUAAGCGAGCGGCUAGCGGCACCCGCAGGUACGACUGGCAGAGAUGCGCUUCUCAGAAGACUGGCUGACGUUUUGGGUGCCCGGGGCUUGUACCACCAGGCUGCUAAAAGAUUGGCCCAUGCGGGAGACAAGGCCGGUGCAAUGCGCUGGCUAAUGCGUUCAGGCGACGCUGACCGUAUAGCAACGUUCGCGGCGGCAACCCGCGAUCGCAACGCUCAGCUGAUGGCCGCGGACUAUCUGCGCAGACGCGCGGACUGGCGGACCCGGCCCGACCUCAUGAGACAUAUACUGCACUUCUAUACUAGAGCCAAGGCGUACGGGAAACUGGCUGGUUUUUAUGCAGAGUGCGCCAAAGUUGAAGUUGAUGAGUAUGAAAAUUACGACAAAGCUCUGGAAGCGCUUAAAGAAGCAGUUAGGUGUUUGGCGAAAUCUUCUGACACUGAUACAGGUGCUCAAACAACAGCUCUUCAAGAGCAAAGUGCGAUCGUCAAACGUUUUGUGGAUGUUAAAAAGAUGUUGGACACAGGAGAAAUAAACCCUGGUGUAGUUGCGGGGCAACAGUUGCUCCGUGCCGUGAGUGGUCGCCCUGGACUGAUUUCGGAAGAGAAAGUACUACGAUUACUCCUGCAAUAUGCACCGAAUCACGCUGAGGCUCCUCGUUUCGAAAGCCAACUACAAGCUCUGCAACAACAACCAGAAGAACAAAGCUUGAGCCCCGACUCAACAGAUCAUAGUAUCGAAGAAGUUGUGUAGACGUCACAUACGUCAUGUUAAAUGAAUCCGUCCAUUCCUUAACAUUCGUCCAUAUUUAUUCUAGAUAGUUCAACUCAAUUUUGCGCGCGGCCUUAUGUGUGGGUAAAGCUUGUACAUAUACAGUAACUUUGUGUGCGUGACAAUAGUACAGUCGGGUACAAAUACAGUUAUUUAGGGGUUGUAUACGGGUGUUUAAAGAAAAACAGGUAUUAUGUAAUAAUAUAUAAUAUAAAUAGUGAAUCCGAACAUUCGUCAUUUCAUUUUUCAAGUAGCGAUUCAAAAGAAAAAACAAAAGAAAGAAGAAGAA